Messenger RNA from Pygoscelis adeliae (Adelie penguin), 3237 nucleotides. RefSeq names its product AF4/FMR2 family, member 3 (gene AFF3). NCBI's taxonomy places the organism in Eukaryota, Metazoa, Chordata, Aves, Sphenisciformes, Spheniscidae. The transcript is spliced from 24 exons. The record is from RefSeq and is a predicted model, not a curated record. Bases 1 to 3237 code for a protein of 1078 amino acids. Gene Ontology annotation, biological process: regulation of gene expression. Gene Ontology annotation, cellular component: nucleus; super elongation complex.
AUGGGCGAUGGGGAGGUGUCACCGGGGACACCCUCUUCGCUGCCCCCAACGCCCCCCGUGCCUGACCCCGACCUGCAGACCCCUCACCGGGCUCUCGCUCUGGAGGACGGCAUGUACCUGCCGCACUCAUCGCCAGUGCCGCGGGUCGUGCCCUCUCCAUCGCCGAGAAAGCCACCGUCCAGCAGAAGGGCUUUGUUCGACCCGGACCCCAGGGAAAGCCCACUCACAGCUGUCUAUGAGCCGGAUAGAAACGUGCUGCGAAGGAAAGAAUGGGAAAGGAGAAAUCAGGAGGCCCAGCAGGAGGAUGGCGCGUUUAACACGAGUUACUCCCUCUUCAGUGAACCGUACAAGACUAACAAGGGGGAUGAGCUCUCGAAUCGCAUCCAGAAUACGCUGGGCAACUAUGAUGAAAUGAAGGACUUGUUAACUGACCGAUCAAACCAGAGCCACCUUGUUGGGGUUCCAAAACCUGGGGUUCCUCAGACGUCUCUCCCCAAGCUGGAUGAACAUCUUAUUGCAGACUCGAGACCGCCGCCUCCUCCUCCCAUUUCCGGCACUACUUCUUCCACACCAGCAGCCCUAUCUGCCCAGCAGAGCAAAAGCACCACGAUGGGUUGGCAGAAGGCCGGGCACAAUGCUGCUUCGGAUGGCCAGCAGAGAGCGAGCAAGCAUGGCUCACUGAGGGCCACACUAGGAGACAAUGUCAACAGAGUGCAGCAGCCGGCAAAGCUCAAUUGUAGCUCGGAAGGAGGAGCUCAAGCGCAAGAGAGGCCAGCAAAGCAUGGUGGCGGGCACUGCGUCCAAAACUUCCCGCCCUCUCUUGCUUCGAAGCCCAACACAACUUCUUCUGUUGCUGGGGUGCAUGUAAGGCCAAUGGACGGUCAAGACCAGGCUCCUGAUGAGUCUCCAAAGCUGAAGUUACCAGCAGAGACGACCAAGUCGUAUAGGGGAGUGCCUUCUAACAAGCCUGAUUCGGCCAGGACCAAGUCAAAGAUAGCCAAGUUCAGCAUUCCUAAGCAAGAAGAGGACAGUGGAACAGGAGAUAACAGCUGCAUUGAAGAAAUAUUGCGGGAGAUGACCCAUUCAUGGCCUCCACCACUGUCAGCUAUUCACACACCAGGAAAGGCAGAACAAAGCAAGUUUCCCUUCCCAAACAAGGAGUCACAACAAGGAUCUACAGGACACAGCAAUACAAGGAAAAGUGAUGUAGAGCCAAAGAGUCCAGAGAAAAGCGCAACCCAUACAUCAAUGCUAGAAGAUGACCUCAAGUUAAGCAGCGAUGAAGAAGAGAAUGACCAGCAGGCAGCACAGAGAUCUGCUCUCCGCGUUCUAUCUGACAGCCUGGUGGUGCCGCAGUCCAACGCCCGAGCCUCGGGAGUCUCCAGCAAGGGGUCAAGCAGCAGCAGCUCCAGUGAAUCCGAGACCAGCUCAGAGUCUGACUCAGAGAGCGAAAGCAGCUCCAGCGAGAGUGACGGCAGCAAGCCCUCGCAUUACUCCAGCCCAGAGCCCGAGCCGCCCUCAUCCAACAAGUGGCAGCUGGACAAGUGGCUGAAUAAAGUCACCCCGCACAAAGCACCCAUCCUGACCCACCAUGACGGCCCGGCGCUGGAGGCCCAUCCCUACUACGGCCGUGUGAAGGGGGAGCGGCAGGAAACGGCGGCUGGGGCCGAGCCGCACACCAAGGACACGGGGACCGGCACCGCCAGCAAACCCCACAGCGGCUGCAGUGCCUUUGGCUCCAUUAAUGCCAGGACUAGUAGUGAAAUAGCAAAGGAGCUGGAGGAACAGUUUUACACCCUGGUUCCUUUCGGUAGGAAUGAGCUCCUGUCUCCUCUGAAAGACAGUGAUGAGGUAAAGUCACUGUGGGUCAACAUUGACUUGGCUCUUUUGUCCAGGAUUCCAGAGCGUUUGCCCGAAGAGCCACUGGCCAUGAGCGCCGGAGCAAACCAAGCGGCCAGCCUCCCGCAGAGUAGUAGUGCUGACCCCCCUGCAGAGAAGGGUUUACCAAAAUCUAGAAGGAAACGCAAGUGUGAGAAUGAGGAAGAGUGCAGAGACAUCAAGAAGACUCAUUUAGAGAGAGAGGGUUCUUCACGAUUAACUGCCUCUGCCCAUAGCAUCACAACAGCAAAUCACUGCAAUGUGAAUGAAAAUAGCUUGGCAAUACCAAUAAAUAAAAAUGAGAAAAUGCUUCGGUCACCCGUCUCUCCCCUCUCUGAUGCAUCAAAACACAAAUACUCCAACGAUGAUUUAACUUCCUCCAGCAGACCUAAUGGCAGCAGUCUAUUACCUUCCAUCUCCUCCAGCAAAAAACAUAAGGGUGAAAUCCAGUCACAGCCACAUCCCGGAGACUUCAAUAAAGCAAUUCACAUGAAUUCAGAAAAUGUUCUUCUCUGCAAUAAGCCCCAGUCCCAAACAGAGCCUUGGUCACCUCUGUCCAGCACACCCAGGGACUGCAGAAGGACAAAGCUUAUCUUCGAUGAUAUGCCACACAAUGCAGAUUACUUUAUGCAGGAAGCUAAACGGAAGAAGCAUAAAGCAGAUGCAAUGGUGGAAAAGUUUGGAAAGGCACUGAAUUAUGCAGAAGCAGCACUAUCGUUUAUUGAGUGUGGAAAUGCAAUGGAACAAGGCCCAAUGGAAUCUAAAUCCCCCUAUACAAUGUAUUCAGAAACAGUUGAACUCAUCAGGUACGCAGUGAGACUAAAAACCCACUCAGGCCCCAACGCCACGCCAGAAGACAAACAGCUGGCAGCAUUAUGUUACCGCUGCCUGGCCCUUCUGUACUGGAGGAUGUUCCGACUCAAGAGAGACCAUGCGGUCAAGUAUUCGAAAGCGCUUAUUGAGUAUUUCAAGAAUUCAUCAAAAGCUGCUCAGAACCCAUCUCCUUGGGGUGCCAGUGGAAAGAGCACAGGAACUCCAUCACCCAUGUCCCCUAGCCCUUCUCCAGUCAGCUCUGUAGGAUCCCAGGGGAGCACAGGGGCCCCUUCCCCAUCUCCUAUCAUCAGCAUCCCGCAGCGCAUUCAUCAGAUGGCUGCCAACCACGUCAGCAUCACCAACAGCAUCCUGCACAGCUAUGACUACUGGGAGAUGGCUGACAACCUGGCCAAGGAAAACAGAGAUUUUUUUAACGACUUGGAUGCAUUGAUGGGACCUAUCACCUUGCACAGCAGUAUGGAGCAUUUAGUUCAGUACACUCAACAAGGACUUCACUGGGUGCGGAAUAGCGCUCACUUGUCAUAA